Messenger RNA from Bursaphelenchus okinawaensis, 10253 nucleotides. NCBI's taxonomy places the organism in Eukaryota, Metazoa, Nematoda, Chromadorea, Rhabditida, Aphelenchoididae. The record is from the annotation of a GenBank genome assembly.
AUGACUGUAAGUUCCCCUGCAAGGAAUGGGAUCAUUCGCGACAACUCUUACAUAUCGAAGAAAUACAGCUUCUCAAUCUAGGUGGAAUGAACAGAAUAAAGUUCUUCUAUAAAACCGAUAUGACGUUUAUACUUUACAUUAAUAAUAGGUUGUUUUAUGCGCCUAUCAACCUUUAUCCUGGAGUUGGAAUGAACAAGUUUCAAGUGACUGGUCAAAUGCGGCUGAACAGUUUGUGUAUGGAUGUAAAGAUAUUUUUAAACGUUUUUAAGAUUGGGUAGAUAAUGGAAACAUUUUUUUGGGUUUAGCUGUAUUCUAGCCUAACCUUGUUGUAUUGAGCUUGACAUUGCUUUAUUUUUACCUAGCUUUACUAUUGUCUUACGAUGACUCUGCCGUAGCCCCGGUAUUAUUAGUUUGUUCAAAUAAUUCAGUGCUUUUUUAAAGCACACUUUUGCGGUUAGGGAGCACGUACUUAUUUAAACAACAUUAUAAAAAGAAAUUAUAUUUAUAAUAACAGGUUAUUAUCACAAACUUGGGGGUAACGUACACCUACUGUAACAAAAAGCACUACUAAAUACCAACUUUUUAUUGGUGCUGCUAUGCGCUUUACCUUUUAGUGUCAUAUAAAGAUAACAUUGAUUUAGACAUAUCAAUCCAGCGAUUCAGACCGAGAAGUAGGCGGAUACUAUCUGUCUGAUAAAUUGUCACCUGGUAAGUUAAACUGAUCACAAUAAAGUAUAUACUAUUAUUCAGGCAGGAAACUGACAAUAGAAGCAAUACCUGAAAAGUAUCGCUUUUCUAUGGCAUUGAUGAACGAUGAAGACAAUUUUGUUUUUGACUUUACUGUGGUAAUUUAUUUUACUCUUUUUUAUAAUAAGGGCUACCAUAUAUUACUUUUCAUUAAGCAGCAACUAUUUGCUCUAUAUGAAACUUUAUAAAGUCAAAACUUUAACUGUAACUACCGUAGGUUCGUGACGAUAUGCUGGUCAACUAUUGUCUAGCACCAUGUCAUGGAGCUGAUCCUUCAACCCAGAUUCACAUGUAUCGUGAUGUCUACAACAAGUUUCAACUUAUGGGAUUGGUCAAGUUUGAAUUUAACUACGUUUCGCACAAGAGAUUACGACUUACCAUAAAUGACUAUUGGGAGUUCUACUUGAGCGUUAGAGUCGUUCCUGGAGGUGCGAUGACAACAUUUACGAAAACUGGCAGUUUAAAGUUACAAUACGUUUGUAUGAGUAUGGGAUAGUGCUUUAAAAUUGGCAACAAAAAUAUUUUAGCCAAGAAUUUAAAUAUUCUUAAAUUUUAAAAUUAUUUACAAUACGUUUUUAUAAUUUUUGUACUUUUGUAGUUAGCGUCUAGAAAUGCCUUGAAUAAACAAUUUUUGAGCUUUAAAAAAAUUUAAUUACGACCGCUCUGAUUGACUUCAAAAUUUUUAUAUAGAAAGGUCAUGUAAAUAUAAGAUCUUCAGCAAAGUACUAAAUCGCGAUUCCAGGAAAUCUCGAGAAAAUCGAGAUCAAAAAAAUUAUGUUUUGAAUUUCCUGCUAAACUGGCAUUGUGUUUCAAGUUUAUAACUUUGUCGUUUUUUGACUUUUAGUCAUAUUUCUUUUAUAUAUUAGUAGAAAAGUUUUAAAUGAACCUACAUUUUUUAAAGUUUUAAGCAUAACUUGCCUAGAAAAUUAAAAAAAGUGUUUGAAACACAAUGCCAAAUUAGCAAAUUAAAUUAAAUCUCAAAUAUCAAAGAUUUAAAACUUAAAAGCGCAAGCUAAAGUUUUUAUGAGUACUAUUGGUAGUACAUAAAUUUCAUAUAAAGGUUUUGAGCAAAUUAUGGGGCAGUUUGGGUACAUUCCUUGUUAACAUUAAAUUUACAGAAAAAUUUGUAACUUUAUGCAUUAAUAUGACUAUCAAAUAACUUUAACAAGCAUGAAAAGCAAUGUUAUGCAUUAGAUCAAACAUUACUCAACGAAAAGAUCGAAAACUAUGUCAAGAUGUUCGAAAACGUGUAAAGCGAAAGUACAGUAAGUAAAUGUUUGCAACCAAAACAAACAUUCGACAUCGCGCUCUGUAACACAUUCUGAAUAUUAUGUUUGUUAGACCUACUGUUUUCGUUUUUAUUUUUAAUUGUAAGUUUUUGGCAUUUUUUAUAAAUUUUCAUUUUUAUAGCUCAAGCAUUAUCCUAUUUGAUCGUUCAAUUUGUUCCGUGCCCUCUUUUAAAGCAAAUUUUUGAGGUUAGUAGGCCCAGAAUUUCUUGAACAGUCUAAUUUAUAAGUUUAUUGAAAUUCAUAUCACAAAGCUCAAUUUGUACUAGAUGUUAAAAUAUGACAGUACCCAUUUCAGUAGUAUCUUCACAAGAAUCACCUCUACACACAGUUUUACCCUCACGAGCAGCCAUCGAAGACAUGGGCUUCAGACUGAUGGACACUUUUCUAAAGCUUGGCCGCAAUGAACUGGCCAAAACUGUGCAUAAAAAGCACUUGGAAAGAAUGGCACAAGGUCUACAAGACAGAGAGAAACUUCUAAAGAAUGAUUCUGUAGACUUGAUGGCCAAAUCUGGCCAGAAGAUUGUCGAUAUUUUAAGAGAAAAUGGCAUUUCUGUGGUCGAUUUCUUUCGAAAAAUGCAAAAAACGGGCCAAAAUGAGGUAAUUUAUGUUACAAUUGCAGCUUUUUUAUAGUUUUAAAUGAAUUUUUAAAAGAAUUGUAAGAAAAGUUAUUGAAUGUAUAAUAAUAAUAAAAGCUCAUUUUCUGUUUAGGACACCCAAUCGCUAGCCGAUCGUCUGCGUUUAGAAGUCCUGCCAAACGUGGUGUCUAGUGUAAUUCAUAGUAAACAGUUAGACGAGGAAGUUAUCCAAGAGCCCGAGUUACAUCAUGUUGAAGGAGUAAGUCAUUUUGCUGUUAUAGGCAAAACUUUUCAUAAAAAUAUGUCUAAAAUUUGGCCUAAUUUUUAUAGUAUUAAUUUCUUCAAAAUUUAGCUCCAACAGCACCACUUUCUCGACCAAGAACAACAAGUUCUCAACCGAAUUCGAAUGCCAGAAUUCCAAACGGUUCCUGAACUUCGCUUCUUAACUCCACAACAGCCUACAACAACACCACCACCUAUACUGUCAAUUCGAAACUCUUUUCCCAAUCUUGUGGAUUUCCAAAACUUUUUCAAUCAGUUUUCAUCUACAACAACAUCCACGAACUCAGUUUUAUAUCGAGACAAUGAUAAUGACGAGUAUGUACAAGAAAACAAAGUGGACCGGUUGAAACAUGGAGAAGCUCCAUUAAGGUUUGAACCCCCAAACUUAAAUACUGUACUAGCUACACCACCUUCUAGUAAUACCAACUUGUUCACGUUGCCCAAUAUACCUGUGCCAACAUAUACUCAACAACCUUUUGUUGUACCUUCUGAUGUUAACAGAGUACCAGCUGGAGCAAGUUUAUCAAAUCCAGUUAACAUACCAAGUAUAAACUUACCAUUGCCCAAUUCUGUACCAAAUGUGCCAGCCUUUACUCCUCUGCCAACUUUACCGCCACUAAUAAUCCCAACUGCUCCACCUGUACCAAACACCCUCAUACCACCACUCAGUACCAAUCUACUACAGCCAACACCCCCGACCUUUGUGCUAUCUACUACACCAGCACCGUACAACUUUGGCUUCGAACCAAAUCAACCAUUCUUGGUACCAGAAAGAACCACAAAGUCCAUUCCACCGACAAACCGCUUUAUUCCAUCGACGGAAAGGCCCCCAAAGAAUGUAGCAAACCGUCGGAACACCUACUACGAUAAAAUCAGACGUCACAAACACCGUCACAACACUGCUGACGACGAUCUUCUGUUUCCGGCUACACCAAAACAAACAAGGUUCAGGUUUUCAUCGACGGAAAGACCAUCAAAAAACGUCGCCAUGAAGAACAAAGUUGUUAAAGGAGUUGUCGAAGACUUCUCUACACAAGAUCUGCUGUUGAGCAACUUGGAAAAGUUGCUGCAACAAAAGAAUAAGGAGAUUCUGAAAGAGAAAGCGACAAAAGAAGAAGAUUCAAGUGUAGAAGAUACUCAAAUCAAUGUAAAAACAAGCACAGAAUACCAAGACUUUGACAGCAACGCAGUAGGAAAUAACGUCAGAACUACACAAAGCUUACCAUCUGAUGAAAAUGGUACUAAUCAAAGCGCACCAACCGACGACGAUGUAACUGCAGCUGAAAUAGAGAAGAUCGUCAAGUUACUGGAAGAGCUGCCACAGUUAAACAAACAUCGACACACUAAAGAUGAGACCAAAGAGUUCUUGAAUCCAUUGAACGAUGAGUUAGUACCCAUGAAGAGUACUACGAAAAGUAGCCGUAAAACUGUCAAACCUAUCCCAAGAAUCGGAAACAACUCGGUUUUAGAACCAGUAGAUCCCGAAGAUCACACUACAAUGAAUAAAUCAAAAAUAUAUAAAAAUCAGAAAACCUCAGAAGACAAAAAAUACAAAGAAACAGUAAUAGACGUGUUGACCAAUGAAAAUAAACCAUUAAAAUCAAUGGAAGAUCAACAAGGUCAGAAAAAUAAGCAUCAAAAGUCUUCAGAAGAAACCCAAACUUCCAAAAAGCUAGUAGAUGUGAAGCCAAUUCCAGAAGCUAAAGCCAAGUACCACAGACUGAGGAUCAAAGCACAUAAAGAAAAGGCCAACAAAGACCGAAGCCCUAGUUGGGAAGUGAACAACGACCCCGACUACGCUGAAUACGAAGUCAAGAAUCCAAAUUUGUCAAGCUUCGGAAAGCCACGAAGCUCGAAUGUCGCCAAACGCAGAUUUUUAUAAUAAAUCAUUAUAUUUGAAAGUUGUUGAAUGUUUAUAGUUAAGACUAUUUUUGUUUUUUGAAAUAAAAAGGCACUGUCCAAGAGGCCUCGUGGUACAGUUGCUUCUUCUAUCUUUCCAACUUUGUCAUGGACAACAUUCGUUUCCACAACUUUCUCAUUUGUUUUUGGCUACUGAAUUUUAUCAUGAAUAUCGUUUGGCCAAAACUUUUCUACAAGUUCAAACACUGGGCUCACAUCGUGUGCAGUCUGCGAACAAGAUUAGGAAGACCUGACAUAUCGAGUCAACACUAUCCCUUGAAAUAUUUAUUUUUUCAAAAAGAAAUCACAAAAUUUUUUAAUUUUCUAAUAUUAUACAUAGUUUUAUAAAAACGUAUAAAAAUAAAACUAUUAGCAUGUUAAAUAAUUCUCGAUGUUGUUUUAGAUGUCAGACAAAGAAGACAGCAGUGGCGACGAAGCUUGUACCUUUUUCGACUAUCUUGAGCUGAAGGAAGAGAUCAACGACGAAACAGUCUUGCCGUUUUUGCCAAACAUUCCCGCAAAUCUGUACGACGAUGAAGAGGAAGAAGAAAUACAAGUUCAAGACGAAGAAGAUGUAGAUCCAGAUGACGAUUUGGUAUUUGCCGACUUUAGUGAAGCAGAAACAGCUGGUAAACCACACGAAGACGUGUGUAUGGAUGAGGUGAAACUGAACCAAGACAUAAACGAAGCAGGAAGAACACAUAUGCAUCAGAUUCUUCAUGGCAAGAACGUGGAACACUUUGUUUGUAGACAUGGUUUUGGUAACUAUUAUUGCCAACCCAAGACAGAGGAGGCCAUGAUCGGAGGAAUGCAGUUGGACCUAUCGAAAACAAUUGCUUUUCUUUGUGCCAAAAGGGGAGAACCCGUCUUUUUUAACGGUCCAACAUCUUGUGGAAAGACUUUCUUGGCAACGUAGGUUUAUAUAUUGUUUUCCUUGGGCUUUAGGUAUGUAAUGAAGUUGAUUUAGUCAGGAAUUUAAGGAAUGUUAUUCUUAAGGAUGAUCUAAUUACUCUAAAAAGAUUUAAAAUCUUUAAAAUUUUAGUAUUGUGACCAGAAUUUACGUCGCUACAAAGAAACAUGUCCUAUACAUUGCUCCAACCAAUGACAGAGCUAUGUUGGCCAUGCAGAACUUUCAUUCAGUUCACAAAUUUAGUAAUGGAGGACUGGAGACAGCAUUUAUCGAACGAAAGAUGCCGAAUUCAUUAGUAACAUUCACUUCCUUGGAUAAGAGUCUGGCUGAUCUCCGACUAGAUGAAGAUUGUUACAAUAACGUCGGUAUGGUUAUUGUCGAAGAUUUUGACCUUAUUAUGGACAAAAGUUACGGAAAAUAUUGUUAUGAGUUGAUGGAGAAACUAAGGAACAACGCUGUUGGAAAGACUUCUGGUUUUUUGUUUACUUCUAACAUCUACACGAACAUCAAGGAUUAUGCUGGUGGGUUUUGACGUUGUUUUAGUUUGUGUGCUUAUUUUGGUAUACUUUAGAAUGUUGGCUAUGAUUUAGAUUGUUUGUAAUUCAUAUUAAAACUGCAAGAAGUUUCUUUAAUAAUUGUUCUAGGAUUCUUUGCCAAGUCAACUAACCGAGAUGUCCACGUUAUCACUUCGAGGACUCGUCCUUUCUUCACCAAUGACAUUAUUCUCUUCAACCAUGACUUCCAUAACCUUGUGAAUCCAAAGACUGUGUUGGGAAGAGCAAAACUCUUCGAGGAGAAGUAUCUACAGUUAAUGAGGGAUUCAUCUGAUAGACGGAAUAACACAAUAACCAGGAACAACCUCGACUUAUUUUUGCAAAAACUUAUGGAAGACAGAAUCUACCCGGCCAUUAUUGUCGCUGAUGAUGAUCAACAAGCAGAAGAGUAUUUUACGUCGUUGGCUAGUAAAUUCAACUUGAUAUCAUGUAGGUUUUUGAUCGCUACUGAUUGGCUUUAUUGCCUUUUUGUUUAAAGAUUAUUUUAGUUUUUACAAAAAAAAAUAUUUUUUAGUUUAAAAAUACUUUUUGCGAAAUUUUUUAAAUUUAACUUACCAUCAAAACGGAAUUUGAUUGGUUUUUCUUCACCUUAUAACGGUUCCUCGGUAGUAUAGUGGUAAGUAUCCGCGCCUGUCACGUGCGAGACCCGGGUUCGAUUCCCGGCCGGGGAGGAAUAACUUUUUCGCUUUGAAUUUUUUUUCCUUUUUAAAUUAAAAAUAAAUUAAACUUAUAAAAAUGUUAUUAAUAACAAUAUAAUAAAAUUUUACGUCUUAAAAAUAUAGUUUUGUUACAGUAACCAAGAAAGAACGGCUGAAAACCGCGUUUAAAGCUUUUAUCGAGCAUCAAUCACACAGAAAAGAUGAAUUGGCUAUUGUUCAGAACAUUUUUCCUUUGAUUGCACGUGGGAUUGGAUUGGUACAUUCGUCGUUGCCUGCUGGAUUGGUAGAGAUUACUAGAACAUGUUUCAAAAGAGGGUAUUUACUGUGUUUGGUGAUGACAAAACAAACGGUAAAAAGAGGACUUGAUAAGGCCAAAACCGUUGUGAUACCUUCGAUUGAAGUCAGACAAGGUGGAGAACAACGGUAAGUUUUAUGAUAUUUUUAUUUUAAGUCUUGGUAUAUGAACAGGCUUGGACACAGGGCAGGGCAUAGCUUGGAACAGGGCAGGGCAUGCCCUAUGCCCUGCAUUACCCUGCAAAUGCCCUGUUUGUGCCAUGGUAAGUAUUGGCGGACGCCUCCGCCGAGUGGUCGAUAAUCGGCGGACGCCAUAACUUGGUUAGUUUAGCAGCUAGAAACAUGUAGUUCAAUUCAGAAGUUAUUAUAUGUCAUACGCUACAAGUAAAAGCAUAAUUUUAAGAUUUUAAAAGUAGUAUUGUUAUCGACCGGUUGAUAAUUUUUAAUAUAUUUUAAUUGCAAAUUUUAUAUAUAUUCUUAUCGCUCUGUUGUUCUAAAUUGUAUAGAAAUUGCAUUAUAUACAAUUCUAAGCAAAAAUCCUUGUUUUUUGUAAAAAUUAAACAUUUGUAAAUUAUCGACCGGUCGAUAACAAUAUUGUUUUUAAAAACAUAAAUUUCUGGCUUAAUGUGUAGGUUAUGACAGAUAACAACUUCUGCACUUAACUACAUUUUUCUAGCUGCUAAACUAACCAAGUUAUGAAGUCCGCCGAUUAUCGACCACUCGGCGGAGGCGUCCGCCAAAAUAUACCUAAAUGCCCUGUAAAUACCCUGUAAAUGCCCUGCAGGGCAAGGGCAGGGCAUAAAACCCCAAUGCCCUGUACAGGGCUGGGCAUUGCAGGGCACAGGGCAGGGCAUGGAAAUUUGCCAAUGCCCUGCCCUGUGUCCAAGCCUGUAUAUGAAUCAUUUGUAAGUCAAAAUUUUUAUGAUGUUAAGUUUAAAAUAUUAUAUAUAAGCAUAUAUAUAUAUGUAAUAUAUAAGUUAUAAUAGUGUUAAAACAAUUGGUUUCAUUUUAGGUUGAUUACAGCAGAAGAAGUGGAGGAAAUGACGGCAGUUCGAGGGUUCGGUAAUGUGACGGCUAAUCGUAUCUUCUCAUUGGACACUUUGAUCAAGCCAGAACAGUUUGAAGCCCUUUUGAAUCCAGAGAUGAAAGAGUUACGAGUUCUGGAAAACAAAAGCUUUGCCAACAUCUUAGACAACUUUGAGAAGUCAGGUAUGGUCUUAUCUGUCUUGCUAAAGAAUAGUAAUUUAUAAGUUUUUGGAAUUUUUGCACGGUGUAAUGCAUGGUGUAGAGUGCCGUGCGAUAAGAUUAGUGAACUGCACUAUGCUACUAACCUUCUCUAUGAAUUUUAGGAUCACAAACCCUAGAAAACUAUAAGAAAUGGGUAUUUGAACAAAGCUUUACCAAGUACGACUCGAUUCGAGUACGAAUAACAGCUCAGAACGAGAUCAGGCUGGUGGAAGAUGAGGAAAGGAAGAUCGACGAUAUUAACUUUGAAAGUGAAGCAGCCAAGUAUGUUAAUAUGACAAAUGAGUAUGAAGAACUACAGGACAAGGCACGAAGGCUGGUUGUGGAUUCGGCGGAACAGUAUCUGUCGCUAGGGAGGGUUGUUUACGUAGGUUUUUGUAUUAUGUGAACAACCUGGUGUUAUGUUAGGUGGUUUUGGUUUUUGAAGGCUUUAAAAUAAGUUUUUAUUCAUUUUUCUAUAUUAUGUUAUCUUAUGUGGUAUUUGAAGUCAUUUUUUGAUUUUUUUUUAAAUUUAAAAAUGACGAUAUUUUAGGUAAGAACCGACCGUGUCGACCUAGGCUGGGCGGUGAUAGUAGGCACUCUCUACAACAAAAAUCAACAACUCGAGGUUUAUGCUGGACUAGGUGUAAGCCAGGCCAGCUCACAAAAUCAUUGGCCGUUUGAGAAAUUGGAGGCCAAACACUUAGGAAUGGGCGAUUUUGUGAUAAGAAAGAUUCCGAUCAGCAGCAUCUAUGACAUUUCGACGUAUCGCUUAAAGCUGCCAACUUAUCUAGAGGAUAUGAAGGAUCUGAAGAAGCUGGGAGCUAUGCUGGAUGUAGGUUUUUUUUGGGUGAGAUAGAAUUACUGUAACUUGAAAGGCAUAAAUUUUUUUUGGUGUCUUAGAAUUUAUUUCGAUUUUUUAAAAUUUUUAAAGUUAUUUUAACAGAUUUUCAAAAUUUAUUUGUCAAUUUUCUUUAAAAUUUGUCAUUUUAGAAGCUGAUUCAAUGGGACAAUGGAAAAGUUCCAAAACUCCGCCUAAAAACUUCUGAAGCCCGAGAAAUCGAAGAGAAAUGUGACAAUCUUCAUGACAAACUCACCGAAAGCGAGGGGAGAAUUGCGGUCAAAGAAGACAUUGACAGAUAUCGUCAGAAGCUAAGCCUAAAGAAGACAAAGAUGGAGCUGCAAAAGAUACUAAAAGGUGCCACGGAUAAUAUUGCUGAUCUUACAGCACUCGAAAAGCGAGUUGACAUCUUGAGAAGGCUUGGCUAUUUAGAGGAAAAUGACGAGAAAGAGCUAGAGAUCACGCAGAAAGGAGAGACGGCAAAGGGAAUCCUCGUUGGAGACGAGAUAUUGUUGUACGAAUUGGGAUUGGCAGCUGAAGAGUAUCAGAAGGUGUUUGGGAAGGCGUUGAUGCAGGUCUUUGGAGGUAUAGACAGUGCUAACGAUCAAGGAAUGGAAGAUGAUGGGGAAGACGAAGUGGUACAAUGUGUCAAGUUCAUCAAUGUAAGGAUCGAAAUCUUUUCGUUUAAUGAAAUAAAACUAAAAUACGUUUAAAAAUAGAUACUUAUCUUCCUUUUCAGGCCAAAAUCAACGAACUAAAGUCAGUGUUUGGUGACGAAGACCCAGUAAGACUAACACAAGAUGUCUUGAUGUGGGAUAUUAACUACGGUAACAAGGUCUUCGAUAUAUCCAAACUGAACACAACCGGCCUCAAGAGUGUCAUUUCACAUAGGAUCAACACCUUUUUGUCACAACUCGAGUUGGACGAAGAGUACGAGCUGCUGGAGUACGAUGCUGAAUAUCCCGUGUUCUUGAUGUAG